CAGCACAGGAUCAUCCGGCUGCUGCCAACAGAGAGAAGCUGACAUCUGAAACCGAUGCUGCCUGCAGUCUGAAGAACUGUUAGCGACCACAAAUGAACACCCAUCGGACAUUCAUCAACGUACCAAACAGACAAAUGAGGAGAACCUCAGAUUGAGCUGUAAAUGUAUCGACAUCAGAGAGCUCAGUAUGAAGAAGUCGGUCCGGCCAGCCGUGGGUAAGGUGAGCGGAGACCGAGGGAAGGCAGAGACUGCGGCUAACACUGGGACCGGAAAGCCUACAGCCAAGACCAGCACCACUGCACCUCUGUCUAAGGUGAAAAGCAACGAUGAUCUUUUAGCAGCUAUGGCUGGAGGGAAUCCUGCAUCAAGUAAUGCUGUCAGCAAGACCAAGAGGACUGCCUCUGUUGGUACAAAUGCUAGCAACAUCGACAGCAAGCCAAAGUCAACAUCAGGUACUUCAUCCAAGCGUACAACAUCUUCGAUUUCCAAGGAGACAAAUUCAUCACGAGAACGUCUCCGGACAUCCAGGACCUCAGCCAACAAGAAGCAGGCGGUAUCAGGGACUGUAGCGGGGGACGGAGCCUCAUGGAAGCGAUCCCGCAGCCAGAUCCUGUCGGAGUCUGAUGGCCGUAUGAGCAAGUCUAAGUCAGACGGCCAGAUCAGUGAUAAGGUGGCUCUGGAGACCAAAGUGAAAGACCUGUUGGGACUGGCUAAAAGCAAAGACGUGGAGAUCCUUCACCUUCGCAGUGAGCUGAGGGACAUGAGGGCCCAGCUUGGUUUGGGAGGGAAGGAAGCACCACAGCAGGAAGAAGCUGAGGAGGUGGAGAAGCCCCAGGUUUCAGCCAUCACAGCAGCCGAUGUGGAGUCCACUCUCAUUCUCUUACAAGAGCAGAACCAGGCCAUCAGAGAGGAGCUCAACAUGCUAAAGAGUGAGAACCGAAUGCUAAAAGACCGGCUCAAUGCGCUGGGCUUCUCUCUGGAGCAGAGGCUGGAUGCUUCUGACAGGCUGUUUAACUACGCCUCCCUGAGCCCGGACCUGGCAGUGAGCAGUUGUCAGAGCGAUGGCGGGGGAACAGGCACGCUUACCUCCUCAGUAGAAGGCUCGGCCCCCGGCUCCUUGGAGGAUCUGCUCACAGGUCAGCAGCAUGGAGGCUCGGCAGACAACCUGGACAGUGAGUCUAGCGAGGUCUACCAGGCCGUCACCUCCAGUGACGAUGCUCUGGACGCUCCUUCUGGAGCUUCCUCAUCUUCUGAAUCGGAGUGCGCACCCAGCAGGGAGCACUCACGGAGGGGCAGCAGUGGCAAUGCUAGCGAGGUGUCCGUGGCCUGUCUGACGGAGCGCAUCCACCAGAUGGAAGAGAACCAGCACAGCACUGCUGAGGAGCUCCAGGCCACAUUACAGGAGCUGGCUGACCUGCAGCAAAUCACCCAGGAGCUGAAUGGAGAGAACGAGCGGCUAGGUGAAGAGAAGGUGAUCCUCAUGGACUCCCUGUGCCAGCAGAGCGACAAGCUGGAGCUUUACGGCCGACAGAUCGAGUACCUGCGCUCACUGCUGGAAGAGCAUCAUAUAUCGUACGGACUGGAGGAGGACAUCAAGAGUGGCCGCUACAUGGAGCUGGAGCAGCGAUAUGGAGACCUGGCAGAUAAUGCCCGCUUUGAGAGAGAGCAGCUGCUAGGGGUUCAACAACACCUGUCCAACACACUGAAGAUGGCCGAGCAGGACAACGCUGAGGCCCAGGAGAUGAUCGGAGCGCUGAAAGAGAGAAACCAUCAGAUGGAGCGCAUCAUGGAGUCAGAGAGACAGGGGCGAGCUGCCAUGGGGGCCGCACUUGAAGAGUACAAGGCAGCAGUGAGCAGUGACCAGGCGGAGCUGAGCCACUGCAGAGCACAGCUGGACCAGGAGAGGCAGAGGGUGGCCGAGCUGUACUCUCUUCACACCGCGGGGGACAAAAAUGACAUCUGCCAGCUGCUGGAAGGAGUACGUCUGGGGAAAGAGGAGGCAGAGGCUAAGGCAGCGAAGUUGCAGAAGGAGCUGGAACAAGCCCACAGUGAACUCACAAGGCUGCAGGAGACUUUUAGUAAGCUGGACAGGGAGUACAGAGACUUCCAGGAGCAGGUGCAGCAGCAGAUGGCCGAGCAGGAGCGCGUACUGGAGAAGCAGCGCAUGGAACUGCAGGAGAAAGAGACUGAGAUCGCAGACAUGAAGGAAACCAUCUUUGAGCUGGAGGAUGAGGUGGAGCAGCACCGCGCUCUGAAACUACACGACAACCUCAUCAUCACGGACCUCGAGAACUCUGUGAAGAAGCUGCAGGACCAGAAGCACGACAUGGAGAGAGAGAUUAAGAUUCUUCACCGCAGACUGAGGGAGGAGUCGAUGGAGUGGCGUCAGUUCCAGGCUGAUCUGCAGACAGCUGUUGUCAUUGCUAAUGACAUCAAGUCGGAAGCCCAGGAGGAGAUCGGAGACCUGCGGCGCCGGCUGCAGGAAACCCAGGAGAAAAACGAGAAGCUGUGCAAAGAACUGGAUGAGGUCAAGAGCCGCAAGCAGGACGAGGAGAGAGGCAGAGUGUAUAACUACAUGAAUGCAGUGGAGCGGGACCUGGCUGCUCUCAGACAGGGAAUGGGUCUCAGCAGGCGAUCCUCCACCUCCUCAGAGCCCUCGCCCACCGUCAAAACACUCAUCAAGAGCUUCGACAGCGCCUCACAAGGUCCACCUUCCAAUGGCACUGCCACUGUGACUCCAACAGCCUCGGCUGCUCCGAUACCACGCACACCCCUCAGCCCCAGCCCCAUGAAGACACCACCAGCAGCUGCUGUUUCACCCAUACAGAGACACUCCAUAAGUGGCUCCAUGUCGGCAGCCAAGCCGCUCUCCUCUCUGAGUGAUAAGAGGCCCAGCUACACAGACAUCACCAUGCCAGCUGAGCACCUUCUCAGGGGAACCACGGCCAGCCGACCUCCGUCUGUCCUCCAGAGGGUCUCCAACAUGGACUCCACCAAGGCAAUCUCAGUGUCCCGCCGGAGCAGUGAGGAGAUAAAGAGGGACAUGUCUGCUCCAGACGCCUCCUCAAACUCCCUGAUGACGAUGAGUGCCGCCUCCUCCCCUCUUUCCCUGUCCUCCUCCUCCCCCACAGCCUCCAUCACCCCCACAGCACGCAGCCGUCUAAGAGAAGAGAGGAAAGACCCGCUGUCAGCCCUGGCCAGAGAGUAUGGAGGCUCCAAGAGGAAUGCUCUGCUGAAGUGGUGCCAGAAGAAGACUGAGGGUUAUCAGAACAUUGAUAUCACAAACUUCAGCAGCAGCUGGAACGAUGGCCUGGCCUUCUGCGCUGUGCUCCACACCUACCUGCCUGCACACAUCCCCUACCAGGAGCUCACCAGCCAGGAGAAGAGGAGAAACUUCACCUUAGCUUUCCAGGCUGCAGAGAGUGUGGGCAUCAAAUGCUCUUUGGAUAUAAAUGAGAUGGUGCACACAGAGAGGCCAGACUGGCAGAGUGUCAUGACUUAUGUCACAGCCAUAUACAAGUACUUUGAGACCUGACUCCACCAUGUCACCCACCCUUCUCCUGCAGCACAAUCAGAACUACGCCAGCCCUCCUGAGCUCUCAGCAACCUCUCAACACCACGGGCAACUGUUAUACCUCACUGAGCCCCUCCCCCUCACCACAGCAACACCCAAUCACGCUGCAUGUCGGUCCUCAGUAUUUAGCAACACUAAAGGCAGACCAGAACCUCACUGGACUCGCACAUAGCUGCUCCAUUUUUCCAGUGCAGUGUAAAAGGCGAUUUGUGUACUGUUGUAGUCCAAGGGCUUUCCUGUAUAUCUACUGUUACACUAUACACUAGUAAGCCAUGAGAAGGAACUCUUGUGAGAGCCUGGUGAACCAAGUAUGAACUGACCAGCAAUGAAAUCCCAUAAAUCAUCUUUGCCUUCAGUUCAUGUCUGAAGGAGCAGCAUGAAAAAGAACCAAGUCUCAGUGCCUUCUACCUGGCUUUUCUUGGCAAAUAAAUCUUUCACCGUUAACUCAGUUUCAGCGUGUUUAAGGGGAAUUACUGCAAAUCUGACUUUCAUCACGCUACUUUACAAAAGUAGUGUUUUUUUGUUUUGUUGGUUCUGAAUCUUUGGACACUACUACAGAAUAAUGAACCAAAUGUCAGUGAUGUUGGAAUUCCCCCGCAGCCCUGAAUUUCCCUUUUGAAAGGAAGUCAGACAGACGCAGCCUUUUUGCACCAAGUCUUCCAGAUGUUACAGUUCGAUUCAGAUGCCUGUCUUUCAAUGGAAAAAGUGCCUGUGUGAGUUUUGAUGCAGGAGACCAGGAUAUGAGCUCUAUUCAUGGGCGUAUUUCACUCCAAUUUGUAAAGCUGAAGAUUUGAGGAGUCGUUGCCAAAUAUGUUCCAGAGCCUUUCGAUUGUUGAUUUGUGAUUGGUCAUCAGGACAGAGUGAUGCUGUAGAUAGCUUCUACAUCAGCACCAGCUCAUGACUGACUGCUUGCUUUCCAAGCACAGAAAUAUGCUACGUUCUACGACACUACUACACACUUGUUCAGCAGUGCUAACACUUGAUGGUUUUUCACUAAAAGAUUCAUGAAAGUGGACUAACGUUCAGUUGAUGUGUAUGUAGUUGCUAAUGUGAGUGUCUACCGUUUGUAGGCCUGCAUAUGUCAUCUUACACUUAGACUUCUUUCAUUAAGCACAUACAGCAUCAUUUCAUCAUAACCAAAAUAUGAAUGAGUAGAGAGACACACUUUGCAGGUCAAUGCAGCGUCUCAAUAAAGGAAUAGUUCAACUUCUUGGGAAAUACACUAAGGCUUGUUCAGAUCUGUUUGUGGCUAUAUCCAGAGAUCUGGAUUUCUAACAUCUGUCUCAGUCUGGACGCUCCCAGUGUGGACCUCUUUGACACCAGUGUAGCCACAAAGUUCUUGACGCCUACGUCAUUACUACAGCAACCAAAGACACUCUAUAACAACAAGACGACCCUUUCAACCUGUGCCAAUAGUAUGAAAUGGUAUACACUUCCUGUCUGAGAUGUGAAACGUAUUUGCCUGCAGUCUGAACGUAGCCAUAUUCACUUACUUGCAGUUAGAUGAGAAGACUGAUAUUACUUUCAUGUUCCUGUACAGUAAAUAUGAAGCUAGAACCAGGAGCUAUUAAGUUUAACUUGGCAAAAAGGUUGGAAAAAGAUAGCUUGGCUCAAUCAAUUAAUCUUCUUAUCUUACCCUUUCCCUGAAUGACAAACUAUUCCUUUAACUUAACCAUUAUUUUUAGGACAAAAUAUGCACAAGUGAUCGGACAAUUCAUUGUGCCAUUGACUUAUUGUUUGUGUUAAUGCUAUGUUAAACUGGUCGGUUUCUAGUAUGACUAACCAUUAUCAUAGGCAUACUUUGUAGCACACAGUGGCAUUUAAUUUGUGUGAUUUCAGUCAGCAACAUUAAUGUUGUGCUUAACCCUUCAAGUCCCCCAUUUAGUGUUGAAAGCUCUAUGCAAACCUUUAAUCAGUGGUUUGUAACACAUUAUAAUGCAGUUGUAAGCAGUUUUAAGAACAUAUUUAAAUAUUUAUUAAUGUAUAGCGUUUGUUAGAAAUUUCAGACUUAUUUUAAAUUAUUACGACUUUGUUUCACUAUAUUGUCAUUCAUUUUUUAAUGCAGCACCUCCACUUAUGGGUUAUAGUUGUGGACAACUACAUUAAUAAGCACUUAAAUCUGCUUACAAUUACAUAAUAAUGAAUUAUAAAGCAUUUUUGAAAUGUUUAUUUACUGCUUAGACAUGCUAAAUAGGGGGCUUUAAAGUAAAGUGUUAGCAUGUUAAGCUGUCUGACUGCUGUGUGUUUAUCGUGCCUCAACAUACCAAGUUCACUGUAUUUAUUUGCAUGGUUUCCAAUCGCAGUGAGGUCAUUGCUUUAUUUGUGUGUUUGAAGUGUACAUGAAUUUAUUACACAUACAGUAAGUAGCUGCACUGAGAUAAGCUUUUUGUAUUGCGCACUAAUUUCCUGCCUUAACAGUUCAGCCGAGGCUUCUGCAAGUGAAACUGUGACAUUUCAAAUGGCGGUUGUCUUUGCCCACCGGGGACGGGUGGCAGUGUGGAAAUGGUAACUAAAACAAGGUGUUUCUUGUUUGUGCCUCUUGAGGAACACUUAUAGAUUCUGGUAAAGGUGACUACACACUGUUUUGAUUUGGAUCAGACGAAGCUGCCAGCUGGAAUCAAUAGCAACACCAGAAACAACAUUUUGUCUCGAUCUAGAAGCACAUCCUGCCGUACCGUUUGCCAAGCCACAUAACCACAAUGUGUACAGCUGCAUUAGACAUUCAGCGAUUUAAAGUUAGCACAACUGCCUGCAACAAUGACAGUUUCAUUUUUGUGUUCAAGAGAGAGUGCAAGUGAGUUAUUUAAUGACAUUUGAAAGCAUUGGCUCUCUGAUGAUAGGCGUUUGUGAUGCCAUGUAGCUGCGGAUUAUCAGCCAACAGUCUCAUUGUGUUCUGCUUGGUUCCACUGCUGGCCCACAUGUUUUAUUGCUCCUGACAGGAACGUUUGAGAGCUACAGAAAGAUUUGAAGUCUCUCCAUCCUGGAAGUAGAAUGUGUUUUUGAUCACGCUUUUGUGAUCCAGGGACUUUACGAGGGCCAGCGUGUGCUGAUAUGUGGAGUGAUUGAUGAACAUGAGGAGAGACCAGACGGCUGGCAAAAGCCAGAAAGCACAUUCCACCUACACAUGAUGCAGCCGCGAGAGACAUGUUACACUGUUUGGGACCUGAGCCCAUUAAGAGUGUAGCUUUACCACAGUGAGCAAAGCAAAUGUGAACAGUGCAUUAUGUCUUUAUUGGGUCCAAUUUAUCACAUUUUUCUUUUUGUUUACUUGAAAAUGCUCUGAGAAUUCCACUGAACCUGCUUAAGUUUGUCUUUUUGUUUCCAUGUUGCCUUUUAUUUUGACAGUCCAUGCUACAUUUUUUUUGGUGUGACCUUUUUUUUUUUUCCUUAUCACACUACAUGCAGUGCUGAAAUGUUCCCUUGGCUGUUAAAGCUGAAUGAAUAAAUGUGUGUGUAUGUGUGUGUGUGCGUAUGUGUGUAAAGGGACUAAGCUACAGUAUUAAGUGCACACUACGAUAAUCAGUUGUAAAGCAAAAUGCUGUCUGGUUUUAUGUUGCUUUAUUUUUUCUGACAAUAGUAAUAAAAAGACCAUUGAAACAGC
This is a messenger RNA of Centropristis striata (black sea bass), 7175 nucleotides long. RefSeq names its product sperm antigen with calponin homology and coiled-coil domains 1-like a (gene specc1la). The transcript has 16 exons. Gene Ontology annotation, biological process: actin cytoskeleton organization. Gene Ontology annotation, molecular function: protein binding. The record is from RefSeq and is a predicted model, not a curated record. Lineage: Eukaryota; Metazoa; Chordata; Actinopteri; Perciformes; Serranidae. Bases 188 to 3535 code for a protein of 1115 amino acids. Gene Ontology annotation, cellular component: filamentous actin; microtubule organizing center.